This is a messenger RNA of Moneuplotes crassus, 2982 nucleotides long. Lineage: Eukaryota; Ciliophora; Spirotrichea; Euplotida; Euplotidae. The record is from the annotation of a GenBank genome assembly.
CCAACAAAUGGGUAACGAAGAAUAUAAAAAAUGGGCAGCCGCCGGAAUUGCUGGUCUUAUCAUUGCUUAUUCCCUAUACAGGCUAGCUUCGAGAGGAAGCAAGCCUCCUGUUGAGAACCAAGAACCUGAAGAGGAGAGAAUUGAUGAUAACGAAGAAGAUAUUAUCCAUGUGGAUCCACAGAAAGAAGAAAACAUUGAGCUCUCUAAAAAGGAUGCACUGUUCAGAGCUGAAGCUGUAUCUGACUGCAAGUAUGAUCUUGUCCUGUCCUUCCUCAAGAAUGAUAAGACCUACGAGGGAUACAAUAGAAUUUCAUUCACCUUUAAAGGAGAUGGCAAGCAAGAGCUGUUCCUCAAUUACAAGGGUGAUUCGAUCUAUUACAUCAAAAUUAACGGAAAGAAGAUUUCAGCCAAGGAGAAUAUCUUUAGAGAAAACAAGGUCUAUCUUCCUACCAAAUAUCUGCAGGAGCACAAUAUCGUGGAUAUUAGGUUCAAGGGGAUCUACAGAAAAGACGGAAAUGGGCUUCACUAUUACGAAGAUCCUGAUGAUAAUGAGAUCUAUCUGUACACUCAAUUCGAGACUUUCCAUGCUUCAAAAUGUUUCCCUUGCUUUGAUCAGCCUGAUAUCAAAGCUACGAUGAAGCUUAGAUCCUUCUCACCAGGAGACUGGAAGGUAGUCACGAAUGAAUUUGAGAACGAGACUACCAAUUCGGCAGAUAUUUAUAACAGAUUCUUGGCAGAUAUUGGCUGCCCUGAAGAUGUCUACACUAGAUUCGAAGAGGACGAUAAUAUGCUAUUCAGACAAUUCAAUACCACCUUGAAGAUCUCUUCCUACCUCUAUGCAUUCGUGGUCGGUCCUUAUGUCUAUGAGAAGAACAAUCAUCCAAAUGCAAAGAAUUAUGUCCCCAUGAGAGUUAUGGCAAGAAAAAGCGUAAUGAAAUACGUCAAAUGUGACGACUUCUUCCGCAUUACCAUGUCUGGAAUGGACUAUUACGAAAAAUUCUUCGGUGUAAAAUACCCUUUCAACAAGUAUGACCAAAUCUUUUGUCCUGAAUUCAAUGCUGGAGCCAUGGAGAAUGUUGGAUGUGUCACUUACACUGAAAGUUACCUCUUCAGAGGAGAAGUUGUUCCACAAAGUGAUAAAGAACAACUUGCCAUCACCAUUCUUCAUGAGUUGGCUCAUAUGUGGUUUGGUAACCUUGUCACAAUGAAAUGGUGGGAUGAUCUCUGGCUUAAUGAAUCCUUUGCAACUUUCAUGUCACACAUGGCAAUGGCCUAUGGAGAAAAUCUUGACGAUUAUACUCUUUCAUGGGAAAUAUUCCUAUUUGAUAAAUCAUGGGGACUCAAAACUGAUGAAUUUUCCACGACACAUCCUAUUGCCGCUAGCUGCGAUACUACCGAGGAUGCCGACAACAUAUUUGAUGGUAUAUCAUACGGUAAAGGAGCUGCAUUCUUGAAACAAUUGGUAGCUUUCCUAUCUGAAGGAGUAUUCAGUGCAGGUCUGAAGACUUACUUCUCCAAAUAUGCUUUUCAAAAUACCGAACUUAAGGACUUCAUUGGAGAACUCCAGAAAUCAAGCGAUAGUGCUGGACAAGGUAUUGAUGUAGUCAGCUGGGCUGGAUCAUGGAUCUCUACCUCUGGAUUCAAUGUAAUUGAGCCUGUUCUCAACCUUAGUGCAGAUGGAAGCAUUGUGGACUCAUUUACUAUCAAGCAAACUCUAUCAGACCAUGGGGAGAAUUGUCUCAGAGAACAACAGAUUAAAGUAGCUUUAUUCAACUCUGACUUCGGAAUUGAGGAGAUCAUCAAUGUGAGAAUCAAAGCUUCUGAUUUCACUCUUGUCACAGAACUUGAAGGAAGACAAGCACCACACGCUAUUUUGCUGAACUACGAAGAUUGGGGAUAUGGAAGAUUCCUGAUCGAUGACAGAAGUAUGAACGCAUUCCAAGAAGGUGUUUCUAAGAUUGAAAGCAGUCUUUCUAGAAAGUUGAUUCACAACACCUUCUUUGCAAUGACUAGAGAUGGUCAAAUCUCUGCUCAUGAUUUUGCUAAUCUCAUAAAGAAGCAGAUUCCGCAAGAAACUAACCAAGAUAUUGUACUUGAACAACUUAGAUACAAUCUCAGAGUCAUCUUUAAGAACUAUAUCCCAGGAGAAUAUGAGGUAAAGGAAGCUAGCGAGAUGUUCGAUUUCUUGCUAAAAGAAUUCCUCCCAGCCACUGAUAAUGAACAGAUCCAACAGAUCAUUGUUGAAGGUUGCAUCAGUAUCUCCAGAAGUGAAGAACAUUUCAGAAUCCUUAAAUCAUGGCUUGAAACAGGCCAGAUCUCUGCAGAAAUCAACGGAGAGCACAGAGUCUUUGAAGAAAUCAAGCUGUCUCCUGAAGAUAAACAUUUCAUUCUCAAAAAGAUUUCUACCUCAGUUGAGACACCCAAAGAUGAGGUUGUCAAGUUCUACGAAAAACACCUUGAGAAUGAUGAAAACAAAGACCUUGCAAGAAAAUGUAAGCUCUCAUGUGAAGCUGCCAUCAAUGAUAGAGAUAGCAAGGUCAAGCACUGGAAGCUAAUCACUUCUUCCAAAUCUGGCCUUGGAGCUCAAGAUCAGCAAGCCAUUAUGUCUACUCUGAUGCCUAAGAAUCAAUAUGAAAUUGUCAAGGACCUGAUCGGUGAGUUCUUCAAGAUAGUCCCAAAGCAGUUCAAGACUAGAGAAAAAGAUGAUAGAGAUUUGUUCUUCUUCUUCCUGAGCCCAAAUAAAUUUGCCACUGAAGAGCUCUUAGAGAAAUACAAGGCUCUUUUGACCCACAAAGACGCCACAAAAUCCUUAAUCAACAAGACAAAGGAUGAUAUUGAAAGAAUCGAGAAAGCCUUGAAGGGACAGAAGACCUAUCUCGAAGGACUUGAAAAGAUGGGAGAUCUGAAAGCUAACAUCUAACAUGUUACUUUCUCUUCAAAAUGUUUAGUGAGCAUUCAACCAUAGUCUUGGGAAUUACAAAC